GCGGCAUCCCCGGGGAACACGCCCACCUAGCAACCCGGAGCCGCGCUGAAGCGUGGCACUGCGCCUUUAAUUCCCGGAUUAGAGGGGGGUGGAGAGUUUCCACUCCCUCGCUCCCUCCGCGGCGGUGGUGGCAGCAGUCACCUGUAAGGCGAGCACCGCGCGCGGAGGAUGGAGCCCGGCGCCCAUUGGACAGAACAUACGAGCAGAAACCUACCCCGAAGACUGGGGGCCCGGCGGGGUGGCGGCGGUGGGUGUACGCCGCGGCCCCCGGCGCCUUCCUCCUGGAGACACCUCGGCCCCGUAGCGUGGGCGUGACCGAGGUCCAGCUCCGGGGACACGCCUAUCUGGCCUCGGUGAAAACGAUCAGGUGAGGCGGACCGAGGCGGACGUGACUCCCGGAACCCCCCUCCGGCGCGUCCCAGCGGCUGCUGCGACGUCCACCGGCCCCAGCAGCCGGGAACCGGCGGGAGGGGGCGGCUCCCGCUCCCCUGCGGAGGGCACUGACCAUGGCGCUGGCCGCGGCCGCUGCCGCUGCGGCCGCCGGGGUGAGCCAGGCGGCGGUGCUGGGCUUUCUGCAGGAGCAGGGCGGGAAGGUGCGCAACUCGGAGCUGUUGAGCCGCUUCAAGCCGCUGCUGGAUGCGGGCGACCCGCGCGGCCGCGCUGCCCGCAGGGACCGCUUCAAGCAGUUCGUGAACGACGUGGCCGUGGUGAAGGAGUUCGACGGCGUCAAGUUCGUGGUGCUGAGGAAGAAGCCGCGGGCCCGGGAGGGAGCAGAGCCCCUGCCGCCCUGCGUGCCGCCCAGCACCCCUGGGGCACCAGCCCCUCCGUCGAAGAUCACUUGCGUCUCAGAGGGCGAAACCGCUGCCUCGGGGGCUCCAUCCUUGGCCUCGGCGCAUCAGUCGGUGGAACCACCUGAGGACCCGGCCCCGCCAUCAGAGCCCCAGGACACCCCCGGGCCUCCGGCCUCUGAGCCCACUCAGCCAACCGGGGAGCUGCUGUUAGGCUUGGUCCAGCAGUCAGGGGGGCCCUCCGACCGCGAGAUUCCAGCCUUUGAGCUAACCCAGCCCUCCGAUGGAGUCUCUGCAGACGUGGCCCCACCGUCUAGGGCACCAUCGGAGGAGGCCUUACCCCACGCCGAGCCGCCAGAUCCGGAACCUGAGCCUGGGGCGACGAAAGAGCCGCCGCCGAAGCCCUGCAUGCUGCCGGUGCGCUGCGUCCCGGGCCCCGCCGCGCUCCGGAUCCGGGCGGAGGAGCAGGGCCUGCGCAGGCAGUUGUCGGAGGAGCCGAGCCCGCGAAGCUCCCCGCUGCUGCUACGGCGGCUCUCCGUAGAGGAGUCCGGCCUGGGCCUCAGCCUGGGCCCUGGCCGCUCCCCGCACCUGAGGCGCCUGUCGCGCGCCGGCCCGCGCCUGUUGAGCCCCGACACCGAGGAGGUGCCCGCCGCGCCGCCGCCGUCCGCCGUGCCCCUGGAGCCCGCCGAGCACGAGUGGCUAGUGCGGGCGGCAGGUGGCCGCUGGACCCCUCAGCUGCACGGGCUGCUGCUGCGGGACAGCGGCCUGGCGGCCAAACGGGACUUCAUGUCUGGCUUCACGGCCCUGCAUUGGGCCGCCAAGAGCGGCGACCGCGAGAUGGCGCUGCAGCUGGUGGAGGUCGCGCGGCGUGGGGGCGCGCCAGUCGACGUGAACGCGCGCUCGCAUGGCGGCUACACGCCCCUGCACCUGGCGGCGCUGCACGGCCACGAGGAUGCCGCCGUGCUGCUGGUGGUGCGCCUCGGGGCGCAGGUGCACGUGCGUGACCACAGCGGGCGGCGCGCCUACCAGUACCUGCGGCCCGGCGCCUCGUAUGCGCUGCGCCGGCUACUCGGCGACCCCGGCCUGCGAGGCUCUACCGACCCUGAUGGCACUGGCGGUGGCAGUCUUGCGGCCCGACGCCCGGUGCAGGUGGCCGCCACCAUCCUGAGUUCCACCACCAGCGCGUUUCUGGGCGUCCUGGCCGACGACCUGAUGCUCCAGGACCUGGCUCGCGGCUUGAGGAAGUCGAGCUCUGUCAGCAAGUUCUUGGGUGCCUCGCCCUUGGCUCCUCGUAAAAAGACAAAGACCCGUGGUGGCCUGCCGGCCUUUUCGGAAAUCUCUCGUCGACCCACUCCGGGGCCCUUCGCUGGUCUGGCGCCCAGCCUGCCCCCAACAACCUGAUGGUCCCUGAGGCUACGGCCUUGUUGAUCUUAUCAGGCCUGCCCCUCAGUCUAAGCCUGCCCAAGAUGGCGGCCCGACACCUGCGGCUGCAUCCUGUUUCCAGCUUUGUCCACUGCCGCCUCUUUUACCCAGGUGGGCCUACGCCUCUAGCUUCUGUCUGAAGCUUGACAUAUUUCCAGAGAUGGGGUUCGGGAUGCCAGUGAGAGCCUCAUACGAAGAACGCCAAAAGUCAGGCUUGAACUUUGGAGGAGACUUGAAAUUUAGGAUCCCACAUUAAGGGGCAGCAGCUGGUCUGGCCCCUUGAAUGAGUUAAUCCAAUGCUUCUGCAUCUAUACGCUCCCAAGCCAGAAUUAGAGCAAGGGUCUCUUUAAAUGCGUGAUGUCGGGUUGUUUGUCAGCUUUAAGAUAUGUAGUGAUUUUGUAAUUUGAUGCUUUUAUCACGUUUUUAAAUUGAAAUGAGGUAAAAACUUUCAUAGCCUUUUGAAAUUAUAUUUUUCCAUUUUUAGGCAAAAUGCUCAGACAUUUUCAAUCUUUUGCUAAAUAUUUUGAAAUUCUAUUAAAAAAAUAAAUGAUCAAGAUCUAAAGGAAAUUAGUCCCAAGUAACUAAACCCUUAAACAUUUAUCUACCUCAUUUUAGGCAGUCAAGAUUCUAGAGUCUUGAACAUAGAAUAACCAUUGUGACCAUUGUGAAUGUAAUUAAUUCAGUUGUACUGUGAAUGCUAAAUAUUAGGAAACAAGUGCAACUUGGGAGUAAAGGUCAUUUAACGGGAGAAAAGAGACAUUUUGGCAAAUACUUUUAAUUUUGGGUUGUCUUUAUGGUGAAAUAUAAAUAUGUGUCUUCGGCACUGUUGAGUGGUUAUUUUGAUUUGGCAUGAAUAUUUAAUUUUUUUAAAGUGUGAUUUAUUUGUGAAUUGCACCACUGUGCCCUGUUUCUGAACCUGUGGUUUUCAAUCUGAGCCUUUCAGUGCAGUAAGUGAAUAUUUAAAGAAAAAAAAUGUAACAGCAUUACACCAGAAAAAUAACUGGUAAAUAGUAAUGGGUGUAAUUAAGAAGCAACUACAUUGGGGGCCACCCUGUAGCAGAGUGGUUAAGUUCUUCUGCUGGGCUUCUGCGGCCCAGGGUUUUGCUGGUUUGAGCCUGGGCGCGGACAUGGCACCACUCAUCAAGCCAUGCUGAGGUGGC
Messenger RNA from Equus quagga, 3370 nucleotides. It is a transcript of the gene SOWAHA, whose product is annotated as sosondowah ankyrin repeat domain family member A. The coding region runs from base 507 to 2189 and encodes 560 amino acids. Lineage: Eukaryota; Metazoa; Chordata; Mammalia; Perissodactyla; Equidae. The record is from RefSeq and is a predicted model, not a curated record. Gene Ontology annotation, molecular function: protein binding. The transcript has a single exon.